GAGCGACCUGGUGACGUGAGGAGCGUUCCAUUCGGCCAGCGGUGGGCGUUUGCCACAGCUGGUUUAGGGCCCGGACCGUUGGGGCCCCUUGUCAGGAGGAGGCAGCCUCUUGGCUGGGGAGAAGUCGCUGCCUUCUUUGGCGGCCAACGCUGUCCCCUGGGACGGUCCACUUUCUGCCCUCAGUAGCUGGCCGAGUUCGGUCUCCCUCGUUCAGGACUAGAAAUUGGACUUUUGAUGAUGUUUGACCCAGCAGCGGCAAUAGCAGGCAACGUGACUUUGAACCUGGCCUCAGCCUCCAUUUCUUCUUGCUUGUAAUCACAAAGCCCAUUUUGGACCAGGAAUUCCAAUCAUGUCUGUGAUGGUAGUGAGAAAGAAGGUAACAAGGAAGUGGGAGAAACUCCCAGGCAGGAACACCUUCUGCUGCGAUGGCCGCGUCAUGAUGGCUCGACAAAAGGGCAUCUUCUACUUGACCCUCUUCCUCAUCCUGGGGACAUGUACACUCUUCUUUGCCUUCGAGUGUCGCUACCUGGCUGUUCAGCUGUCUCCUGCAAUUCCUGUGUUUGCUGCUAUGCUCUUCCUUUUCUCCAUGGCCACACUGUUGAGGACCAGUUUCAGUGACCCUGGAGUGAUUCCUCGGGCUCUACCAGAUGAAGCAGCUUUCAUAGAAAUGGAGAUAGAAGCUACCAAUGGUGCAGUGCCCCAGGGUCAGCGACCACCCCCUCGUAUCAAGAAUUUCCAGAUAAACAACCAGAUUGUGAAACUGAAAUACUGUUACACAUGCAAGAUCUUCCGGCCUCCCCGGGCCUCCCAUUGCAGCAUCUGUGACAACUGUGUGGAGCGCUUCGACCAUCACUGCCCCUGGGUGGGGAACUGUGUUGGAAAGAGGAACUACCGCUACUUCUACCUCUUCAUCCUUUCUCUCUCCCUCCUCACAAUUUAUGUGUUUGCCUUCAAUAUCGUCUAUGUGGCUCUGAAAUCCUUGAAAAUUGGCUUCCUGGAGACAUUGAAAGAAACUCCUGGAACUGUUCUAGAAGUCCUCAUUUGCUUCUUCACACUCUGGUCCGUCGUGGGACUGACUGGAUUUCACACUUUCCUCGUGGCCCUCAACCAGACAACCAAUGAAGAUAUCAAAGGAUCAUGGACGGGGAAGAAUCGUGUCCAAAAUCCCUACAGCCAUGGCAACAUUGUGAAGAACUGCUGUGAAGUGCUGUGUGGCCCUUUGCCCCCCAGUGUGCUGGAUCGAAGAGGUAUUUUGCCACUGGAAGAAAGUGGAAGUCGACCUCCUAGUACUCAAGAGACCAGUAGUAGCCUCUUACCACAGAGCCCAUAUCAAGAUCCCUGUAGAAGAUCCCAAUCUCCUGCUCGGUGCUACGACACAAGGUCCCAACGGAACAGCUCAACUCCAGUGAGAUGCCGGAGGACACCAGCACUCCGGAAGAGAUGCCACCUCCAGAGCCCCCAGAGCCACCACAGGAGGCAGCUGAAGCGGAGAAGUAGCUUAUCUACAGAAGAGACUUUUGUUUCUGUUUAAUUAGGGCUAUGAGAAAUUCCAGGGGAGAAGAUAAACUUGAGACAGAGAGCAAGUAAGCUGUCCCUUUUGAUGUUUUUCUUUGGUCUUUAGUCACCCAAUUGCACACUGGCAUUUUUUGCUGCAAUCUUUUUUUAAAUCUCUGGACUCAAGGCAGUAGCAGAAGAAGCCAGUCACCUGUAUAAAUGGAUAAAUGUGUCUCUUAGGUUUGUGGAACUGGUUUCCUAUGGCCUCAGCCACAGGGUCUCCCUGGACUUCCAUGUCCUCCCACCAGAUCCCAGCUCUUAUGAUUGGGGUCAUUGGUCUCAUUCUGGGGAUAAAGAUUCUUGAGGCUGGCUUACAUCCUCUCAAGCUGCUGAAUGUCCUGAGUCCAGAGGUAGUCACAGAGACCUCUAUCCUAACUGGGUUCUUGCCUCCUUCAGAAUUAACGAGGACAGAGA
Fukomys damarensis (Damara mole-rat) is the source of this 1968-nucleotide messenger RNA. RefSeq names its product zinc finger DHHC-type palmitoyltransferase 9 (gene Zdhhc9). Gene Ontology annotation, molecular function: protein-cysteine S-palmitoyltransferase activity. The transcript has 11 exons. Gene Ontology annotation, cellular component: endoplasmic reticulum; Golgi apparatus. Lineage: Eukaryota; Metazoa; Chordata; Mammalia; Rodentia; Bathyergidae. The coding region runs from base 350 to 1531 and encodes 393 amino acids. Gene Ontology annotation, biological process: protein targeting to membrane; peptidyl-L-cysteine S-palmitoylation. The record is from RefSeq and is a predicted model, not a curated record.